This is a messenger RNA of Cyprinus carpio (common carp), 1234 nucleotides long. RefSeq names its product transmembrane and death domain 1 (gene tmdd1). Lineage: Eukaryota; Metazoa; Chordata; Actinopteri; Cypriniformes; Cyprinidae. Gene Ontology annotation, biological process: signal transduction. The record is from RefSeq and is a predicted model, not a curated record. Gene Ontology annotation, molecular function: protein binding.
UAUAUAUGUCCUGUCUCAAGCCAAUAUUAUUCUUUUGGCUGAUAAUAUUGCUUUGUGCUAAAUCCAAAUCCAUAGUGUUUAUUAAUUUAAAUCCCCAAGGAGAAGAAAGAAGAAGAAAUGGCAAGGCGUCCUUGCAGAGGACCUUGACUAUUUCAGGCCCUGGUGAUCAUAGCCUCCAGCACUGGAUGUUCCUUCAGCAGAAACCGGCCAAACAAAGCCAUUUGUCCAGAGAACAGAACAGACUGUUUGGUUUCAAAUUCCACACUUGAUGACUCAUGAUUCCGGAAGAUUUGAAAAUAAAGACAGACCAAGAGAUGUAACUGCCAUCUCCAAGAUUUCAGUUACAAUGCUAGCAGCGGUGCUCAGCUUCUUCCUCCUCCUCUUCCUCAGCCCAAAUCUUGCUGAUGAUACAGUGGCAGAGGACAUUGGACCUCACCAGCUGGAGCGGCUGGUGGAGCUGCUGACAGCUCAUGAGUGUGAGGAGCUCAUCUCUGCCAUAUCUCAACCUGAGGAGAGCAUCUUCAAACACUUAGACCGACUAUCUGCAGAAAGGAACCAGUUACUGCAUUCAAGAAGACGCAGAAACACAGAACAGAAGGACCCCUGUCACUCAGCGCUUAAGGACUGGCUGCAGAUUCACGGCAAGCAGAUAUACUAUGACAGGCUGUCUCGUGCACUGCAACAGAUCGGCAGGACUGACAUUGCCAUAGAGGUGGGUAAGAACAUCAACCAGGACAAAACUCUUGCUAUCCAGAGAUAUGUGGACGGCUAUCAUGAACUUGUUAACCAAAUGGCCACUCACCUGGAGAAGCAUGCAUCCGAAAAUCAUGAAGACCAUGAGGAGGUGCUACAUUACUCUGCAAAACAGGCCAAAGAGUUCACUUGGAAAGAUGUGGACUUGGUGGUGAAAAGGCAACCAGUACCACCUUAUCAGCCCCAUCUGCUAGACAGAGUAUGGCCUCUACUUUACGGCCUCCUGCUUGGAUUUGCUGGCGCAGUACUCAUAAGCGUGGCCGUCUUGCUUAUUAGCAUAUAUGUAUCCCAUGGCAACAGAACCAAAUCCAAGGCCAAGUAUCAACGCCGUCGCUGUCCCCUUCUCAGUGUUGUGACAUCAUCAGAGAUACGCCACCCAGAGGACACACGCAGACAGAGUAACGGAUGUUCAGGACACUAAUGAAGCCAUGUUCAUCAGUAUAAAACACAAUAUUAAAUGUGCCUUUGAUGGCUGAUCAAA